This is a messenger RNA of Engraulis encrasicolus (European anchovy), 582 nucleotides long. RefSeq names its product protocadherin gamma-B7-like. Gene Ontology annotation, cellular component: catenin complex; membrane. Gene Ontology annotation, biological process: homophilic cell-cell adhesion. Gene Ontology annotation, molecular function: calcium ion binding; cadherin binding. The record is from RefSeq and is a predicted model, not a curated record. Lineage: Eukaryota; Metazoa; Chordata; Actinopteri; Clupeiformes; Engraulidae. Bases 1 to 582 code for a protein of 193 amino acids. The transcript is spliced from 7 exons.
AUGGUUACUGACAUUGAUGGUCUCUCAGAUUCCACAAUUGUUGUGUUUGAUGUAACUGAUUGGCCUAGCUUUGAAUAUGCACACUACAAUGCUUCAGUGAGCAAGAAUAAGAGACUGGAUCCAUACUGGCGAUAUUAUAUUAUUGAUUUGGUUGCAACGGCACAAAAUGGUGGAUACGAUUUUUCCCAGGCCUUGAUUGUUGUGGAGGAUACGGCAAACAACCCGCCUGAGUUCAGUCAACAAUUGUACAGAGUAAACAUCCUUGGUGCAGUUCAAUCAGGCGAUCCUGUCCUGGUGGUCAAGGCUACAGACCCUGAUGUAGGGGAGACUGAGAUGCUGCAGUAUUCCCUGGUGGAGCCCAGCUCCAUGUUUGCAGUAGAGCCCUCUAGUGGCCAGAUCUAUGCAGUGACAGAUGUUCAUCCUGGGACAUUUAACAUUACUGUGAUGGCAACCGAUCCUCAUGGACUUAACGAUACAACAAAAGUUGAAGUGAUCAUCAGAGACUCUAGUAAUGCUGUGAAAAUAUCCAUCAAUAAGCCCUCUGACACCGUGCUGGACAAAGUUCAGGAAAUGGAAAAGUGA